Molecule: messenger RNA, 946 nt
Organism: Phragmites australis (common reed)
Lineage: Eukaryota; Viridiplantae; Streptophyta; Magnoliopsida; Poales; Poaceae
Exons: 3
Coding region: 69-731 (220 amino acids)
Source: RefSeq, a predicted model, not a curated record
GAAACUAUUGUCUAACACGGCAUGGCAAGCCGAGGCCAGAUCAGAAGAAUAUCAGAUAUUCAGAUGCGAUGCGCCCUUUCUCCCCAUUUGGCAUUUGCCCCGCGAGAGCCAACAGGCCAAGCGCGCACCCGCGACAAGGCUCGCUCGCCCACCCGAAACCCCGGCGCCGACGGCCCCACCCCAUGGCCGGCUCCACCGCGGUGCUGGCCGCCAUCCUGCUCGUCGACGUCGUCGCCUUCGGCCUCGCCAUCGGCGCCGAGCAGAGGCGCCCCACGGCGAGGCUGGAGACGGACGCGAGGCAGGAGUGGACGUACUGUGCGUACCGCCCGGACGCGGCCACGGGGCUGGGCGGCGCCGCGCUCGCGCUGCUGCUCGUGGGCCAGGCGGUGGCCGCCGUCGCCAGCCGAUGCUUCUGCUGUGGCGCGGCGCUGCGGCCCGGCGGCGCGCGGGCCUGCGCGCUCAUCCUCUUCCUCUCCUCCUGGUUGACAUUCAUAAUCGCCGAGGCGUGCUUGCUGGCUGGGCUGGUGCAAUCUGCCUACCACACCGGCUACCGAGCGGUGUUCUUCGAGAACCCGCCGGACUGCGAGACGGUGCGGAGGGGCACGUUCGGAGCCGGCGCGGCGUUUGCCCUGAUCACCUGCGUGCUCACCUCGUCCUACUACUACUAUUUCUCCAAGGCGCGGGUGUCCUUCCACCGCCGGGAAGCCACCAUCGGCAUGACCCCGCUGUAACAGUUUCCCUGCUACCAUGAUUUUCAGCGGAAAAUGGAAAACGCACUCAGCUGUAAUGUAACAGUUUUGAUAGCAAGGCUGUGUGUGUGUGUGUGUGUGUGUGUGUGUGUGUGUGUGUCUGUUUUUAGCUUUUACACAUAUUGCCCGCCUGGUAUUUUAGCUGCAUUCAUGUAAGGGAAGCUGCUAGACCAACCUGUCAUCGCUUAUUUUUCCCA